CUUGGCUAUAAUUCGAGCAAACAGGGAAAAAACUUGGUGAUACGGUGUAGCAGCCUCCCACGCCAUUACUUAAACCAAAUAAAACCAUCAACCGCGAAAAUAAAACGCAAAAAGAAACCCUUAACCAACAACCGGGUCAUCAAACGGUGGCAAACAAUCCCUGGUGUAUCGUAAUAGAUUGAAGUUGAUGCACUUCACUGCGCCUACGCGGCACUCUAUCACCUCUUGUCUCGUCGUUCCUUCGUAAAACCUCACCGUUCGUCUUCACUAGGCAGGCAGGGGCUUUAGAAAGACCCUAAAACUUUCAUCGCGCUUUCUCAGUCUCUCUUUCUUCGCCCUUUUCUGUAAAACAAAACUGAUCCUCAGUCUCAGUAAUCGCUUGCAGCCAUUUCCAUCCACUUUCUCGCAACCCCAUAAACUUUUUUUUUGCUGUCAGAUUUUUUUUUUUUUUUUUUUUUGGAUGAACGGAGUUGUAUAAUGGCUUCUAAAGCGAUUUUGAUAAGGAGAAGAUCCAUUGCUGCCUAUGUGAAUUCCUUCACUCCUUCAACUCCAAGUUUCCAACUCGUUGGGCGUGGCAGUUCCUCUCAGAAGCUGCUGGACUCACAGGGUGGUUUUUCCUCCAGGGGAGAUUAUGUUGUUCCCGUGAAGAAAUUGGAAUUACUUGGUUUUUCAGGAAUAGGAAGAGGAUAUAAGGAUGGAAUCAUGAUUUCGCCUUUUGGAAAUACAAGAUCGGAACAUCUUUUCUCAACUCCUCCUCCUCCUCAUCCUCCUCCUCCUCCUUUGGGGAUCAGAUGGAUGUCGCAGUCCAUUCGUAACGCUUCCACAGCUACGGUUAAACAGCAGGAACCGGCCAGUGACGAGGACGACAACGAGGAGCUGGUUUUGAAGAAGAGGAAAGAGGCUUCUCCUGAGGAAUGUGAUCAAGCUGUUGAAGGUUUGAGCACUGCAAAAGCCAAAGCCAAGGCUAAGAAAUUGCAUGAGUCUCAAAAAUCUGCUAUUUCUGUUUUGCAUAGAGUUUGGACCACGUUUUUAGGGAUUGGUCCCGCUCUCAGAGCUGUAGCUUCUAUGAGCAAGGAGGACUGGGCCAAGAAGCUUGUUCAUUGGAAAGAGGAAUUUGUAUCAACGAUUCAACAUUAUUGGUUGGGGUUUAAGCUGCUCUGGGCUGAUGUGAGGAUCAGUUCGAGAUUGCUGUUAAAACUUGCUGGUGGAAAGAGUUUGUCUAGAAGGGAAAGACAACAAUUGACGCGAACCACUGCUGAUAUUUUUAGGCUGGUUCCUUUUGCUGUUUUUAUCAUUGUGCCUUUUAUGGAAUUUUUGCUGCCCGUGUUCCUGAAAUUGUUCCCCAACAUGUUGCCAUCAACAUUUCAAGACAAGAUGAAAGAACAGGAAGCUUUGAAAAGGAGGCUAAAUGCAAGGAUUGAAUAUGCUAAGUUCCUGCAAGACACCGCCAAGGAAAUGGCAAAGGAAGUUCAAAACUCACGAAGUGGAGAAAUUAAGAAAACCGCGGAAGAUCUUGAUGGAUUUUUAAAUAGUGUUAGAAAGGGUGCCCGAGUCUCAAACGAAGAAAUUUUGGGUUUUGCUAAGUUGUUUAAUGAUGAACUUACCUUAGAUAAUAUCAGCAGGCCUCGUUUAGUGAAUAUGUGCAAAUAUAUGGGAAUCAGCCCCUUUGGAACAGAUGCAUAUUUACGUUAUAUGCUCCGCAAAAGGCUUCAAAGUAUUAAGGCUGAUGAUAAAUUAAUUCAAGCGGAGGGUGUGGAGUCCCUUUCAGAAGCUGAACUUCGUGAGGAUUGCAGAGAGCGAGGCAUGCUUGGACUGCUUUCUGUGGAAGAAAUGCGUCAACAGCUCCGUGAUUGGUUGGAUUUGUCUCUGAAUCACUCUGUGCCAUCUUCACUCCUGAUCCUUUCCAGGGCAUUCACUGUCUCUGGAAAGUUGAAGCCAGAGGAUGCUGUUCGAGCUACAUUAUCUUCUCUUCCAGAUGAGGUUGUGGAUACUGUUGGAGUUACAGCAUUACCAUCUGAAGAUUCUGUAUCAGAAAGGAGGAGGAAAUUGGAAUACCUUGAAAUGCAGGAAGAAUUAAUCAAGGAGGAGGAAGAGAAAGAGGAAGAAGAGCAGGCCAGGAUGAAGGAAUCUAAAGGCGUUCAAGAGGAUGUGGCAUUGAAAGAGAUGACUAUUCCUACAGCAAGAGAAGCACAAGAGCAAGCCAGAGCGAGAGCAUUGGAAAAGCAAGAGCAACUAUGUGAAAUCAGUCGUGCCUUAGCUGUUUUAGCUUCUGCAUCUUCGGUAAGUAGAGAGCGCGAAGAGUUUCUGAGGCUUGUCAAUAAGGAGAUUGAACUUUAUAACAGCAUGGUAGAAAAAGAGGGUUUGGAUGGGGAAAAGGAAGCCAUGAAGGCAUAUAGAGCUGCCCGAGAGGAAAGUGAGAAUGCUACUGAUGUAGCUGAAGGUGAUGAGGUUUCAUCAGCACUCAUAGAAAGGGUUGAUGCUAUGCUCCAAAAUCUUGAAAAGGAAAUUGAUGAUGUGGAUGCCAAAAUUGGUGACUGUUGGCAAGUACUCGACAGGGAUUUUGAUGGGAAAGUAACUCCUGAGGAGGUUGCGAGUGCUGCAAUGUACUUGAAAAAUACUUUAGGCAAGGAGGGUGUCCAGGAACUCAUCAGCAAUCUUUCCAAGGAUAGAGACGGGAAGAUUCUUGUAGAAGAUAUUGUCAAAUUGGGAAGCAGGACAGAAGAUGCCCACACAGCUUAAGACAGGGAAUGUAGAGGCUCAUAUUUUUUGUUGGCAUAUGCUAAUUUUGUACAAUGGAUGCUGAUAUAUAUAUAUAUAUAUAUGAAGAGGAAUAUACUUACAUUUUUUCUUUUUCCCCCCCCCAAAAAAAAAAAAAAAAAAAAAAAGAGAAAGAAAGAACAACACUGGGGAGCCUUGUUGUUUAGGCUUCCUAAUUAUAUCUUUGUACUUGUUAAUUAAAAAUCCAAUAUUAGGUUUACAAGUUAUCAGAUUGAAAUAA
This is a messenger RNA of Ziziphus jujuba (common jujube), 2998 nucleotides long. RefSeq lists its product as uncharacterized. Gene Ontology annotation, molecular function: ribosome binding; calcium ion binding. Lineage: Eukaryota; Viridiplantae; Streptophyta; Magnoliopsida; Rosales; Rhamnaceae. The transcript has 14 exons. Bases 478 to 2739 code for a protein of 753 amino acids. The record is from RefSeq and is a predicted model, not a curated record. Gene Ontology annotation, biological process: intracellular monoatomic cation homeostasis. Gene Ontology annotation, cellular component: mitochondrial inner membrane.